Molecule: messenger RNA, 267 nt
Organism: Echinococcus granulosus
Lineage: Eukaryota; Metazoa; Platyhelminthes; Cestoda; Cyclophyllidea; Taeniidae
Exons: 2
Coding region: 1-267 (88 amino acids)
Source: RefSeq, a predicted model, not a curated record
AUGCCGCACGUCUCAAUAGGAAAGUUGUUGGCCUUGGUACUUGUAGUUGUAGUUGUGAUUUCGAACGCAGAAGUUGAUAGACCCAGUUGCGAGGUCAUGGUGAAGCACUGUCAAGACGCGUACGAAGGAGGUGGGAUCACGAAGAACCAGUUGGUGUGCAGCUGUCUGCGGGAGAAGUGUGGACCGACAACACUUCCGUGUAAAACCCCUGAUGACUGCGCGAUCGAAAUCUUCACUCUCCUAGAUGACUGCAUGGUUGCUGCUUAA